Suillus paluster is the source of this 1848-nucleotide messenger RNA. RefSeq lists its product as uncharacterized. The record is from RefSeq and is a predicted model, not a curated record. The transcript is spliced from 5 exons. Gene Ontology annotation, molecular function: zinc ion binding; ubiquitin protein ligase activity. Bases 1 to 1848 code for a protein of 615 amino acids. NCBI's taxonomy places the organism in Eukaryota, Fungi, Basidiomycota, Agaricomycetes, Boletales, Suillaceae. Gene Ontology annotation, cellular component: cytoplasm. Gene Ontology annotation, biological process: protein ubiquitination; Ras protein signal transduction.
AUGAUAAAUAGCUGUCACAUCCGAAUUGCGCUACACAGUAAGAUUGACUCACAACCCGACUCUAUCGAUACAUUCAUCCCGAAGGCCUUCUUUCAACGCUUACCAUUACAUCGGCCCAAAUCAACUGCCAGGAGGAACGCUUUAUUCAACCCAGCUCACAAGGAUUACAGAUUUGGUCAAAUAAGACUCGAUUGGAUUGAUUUCGAGAGUAAGAGUUCUACUAUGUACGCUGGCAAAGAGAAGGAACCAGGGCGAGGUCCCUCGACAGCAGAGUUCAUACCUAAUACGACAACGAAGUCUGGUUCGACGAAUUUGCCCGAGGGCACGGUUCACGUGUACCGCCAGUGUAACGAACGGCGACAGAACGGUGUGGAUGAGUCUAAUGGACCAUCUACCGCAAUUACAAGCGAGACCACUCCAGAAGAUGGCUUCAUGCUUGGUGUAUUGGCAGUUCCUGCUUGGAUGACACCUUCGGACUUCCUAGCUUUUGUGGCGCCCGCUGCGGAGGGUAUGGCUCACCUUCGUCUUAUCCGAGAUUCUUCCCCGAAUCGUUCUAUCGCCGUCAUCAAGUUUCGGGAAGCCGAUCAAUCAAUUGAAUUUGCAGAAGCAUUCAACGGCAAACCGUUCAAUUCUAUGGACCCUGAGACGUGUCAUAUUGUCCGUGUUCUAUCUGUCGAGAUAGAUCCCGACUCCUCUCCUUCCCCCUCUACCGUUGCACGAGUGCCUCAGUCAGUCUAUGAACUGCCGACUUGCCCCGUAUGUCUGGAAAGGAUGGAUUCGGCUAUUACUGGUCUCAUCACAGUCCCUUGCUCACAUACAUUCCACUGCAUGUGUCUCAGUAAAUGGGGCGACAGUCGAUGUCCCGUCUGUCGCUAUUCGCAGACUCUUCUCUCCUCACAUCCCACCUCGUCCACCUCGCGUUCACGACCCAUUCCAUUUGCAAAUACUGCUACCCCCUCCCUUUCUACGUGCGCUGACUGUUCCUCCACCACAAACUUGUGGAUCUGCCUGAUAUGCGGCAAUAUUGGCUGCGGGCGCUACGGCCGUGCUCACGCACAUGCUCAUUACGAGAAGACAACCCAUCUCUAUGCCCUCGAACUUGAAACGCAACGUGUCUGGGACUACGCGGGCGAUGGCUACGUGCACCGCCUCAUUCAGAACAAAGCGGAUGGCAAACUUGUCGAGCUUCCUUCCGCUGCAUCCUCGAUGGGCGUCAACUCUCGAGACGAUGGCACGUUGGGUCCAAGUCAUGCAGAUUCGCUCAGCGCGGAGAAGAUCGAGGCGAUUGGAAUCGAGUACUCCUAUCUGCUUACGUCGCAGUUGGAUUCGCAGCGUUCGUUUUACGAGGAUCAAACAACUGAGUUGAAGACACAGGUGAACGAGCUACGAAACUUGGUAGAAAAGCUAGGUCGAGACCUAGAAAAGGACAGGGCGGAAGCGAAGGAACGUGAAGCACAACGGCGUCAGGAAGAGGAAGAGAAACUAAACGAGGUGUACAAGGACAAGCUCAAGGCAGAGAAGAAAGCGGAACGCAUUGCAGAGCUUGCGAGGAAGUUUGAAAAAGAAUUGAAGGAAGAGAAGGCCGUCAGCGAGGGCCUUUUGAGGAAUCUAACCAAAAUGAAGGAGACGAGUGCACAAUCGGAGACGCAGCGUCAAGAGUAUCAGGCCAAAAUCGCUGAGCUCCAGGAUCAGGUCAGGGACGUCAUGUUCUUCUUGGAAGCUCGGGCGAAGAUCGAGCAGGAGGACGGCGCAGGGGCCGAAGCCGCUGGAGGCACUGUUGAAUUACCGCCUACCUCUGGCGCAAGUACUGGCACGGGGAAUAGAAAGAGAAAGGCAAAGAAGGGCUGA